Molecule: messenger RNA, 3457 nt
Organism: Corythoichthys intestinalis (scribbled pipefish)
Lineage: Eukaryota; Metazoa; Chordata; Actinopteri; Syngnathiformes; Syngnathidae
Product: long-chain-fatty-acid--CoA ligase 1-like
Exons: 21
Coding region: 267-2363 (698 amino acids)
Biological process (GO): long-chain fatty acid metabolic process
Cellular component (GO): endoplasmic reticulum; membrane
Molecular function (GO): long-chain fatty acid-CoA ligase activity
Source: RefSeq, a predicted model, not a curated record
UUUCCUUACUGGAAAGUAAAAUGCCCUUUGCUUUGUAAGCGUUAGCCGGAAGUUGCACUUUGUCAUACGCCCACUCGCUUACAGCACUGUUAGCAAGCGUGGUCAGCAAGAAGAACACGCUGGGAAGAGAAGAACUACUACUAACAGGUACACUCCUGGCAGAAAACGCUUAAUACACUCCUUUACCUCAGGGUGUCCCAAAACCACUCCACCUCCACCAAGCGCAAAUCCUAAACACCUCCAUUUGAUACCUCGUAAUUGGAAUCAUGCUGAGCCAGGAGUUCUUGCAGAAGCUGGUACUACCGGAUAUGGAUUAUAUCAGUCAGUACAUUAGAGGUCUCUCCACAUCUACAUUAAUCAGCAUGGGGGCGAUCACAGCUGCAACCACCUUCUACAUGGCAACACGACCAAAGGCCCUGCCACCUAUCUGUGACCUUAAUAUGCAGUCUGUAGAAAUUCCGGGUGAAGAGUAUAUACAUCAAUCACCUCUGAUAAAUGGUGAUGAUCUCCUCUCACAUAUUUAUGAUGAUGCAAAAACAAUGUAUGAAUUUUUCUUGAGAGGCGCUCAAGUAUCGAAUAAUGGUCCAUUUUUGGGCUCCAGGAAACCCAAGGGUCCUUAUGACUGGAUGACCUACCAAGAGGUAAUAGAAAGAACAGAAAAUCUAGGGUCUGCUUUUCUUCAUAAAGGACACUCCAAGACCACUGAUCCGAACAUUGGCAUCUUCUCUCAAAAUAGACCUGAGUGGACUAUCACAGAGCUGGCGUGCUACACCUAUUCCCUUGUGAGUGUCCCACUGUAUGACACCCUUGGUGCAGAGGCCAUCAACUACAUUAUAGACAAAGCCUCCAUCUCAACCAUUGUAUGUGAUGUGGCAGAAAAAGUCAGCCUGGUACUUGACUGUGUACAGGACAAGGAACACACUGUGAAAACCGUUGUUGUAAUAGAAAGACCCAGCGAUGGGCUGGUGGAAAGAGGCAAGCAGGCAGGAAUUGACAUCCUCAGCCUACACGAGAUGGAGGCCAUUGGAAAGGCUAACUAUCACCAACCCAUGCCUCCCACACCUGAAGAUAUGGCCGUCAUCUGCUUUACGAGUGGAACAACAGGAAGCCCUAAGGGAGCGAUGUUGUCACAUCGGAAUAUUGUUUCCAACUGCUCAGCCUUUGUUAAACUAACACAGGCCAACUGUCCAUUGGGUCCCAGGGAUGUCCAUAUUUCAUUUCUUCCUUUGGCUCACAUGUUUGAGAGAGUUGUGCAGGGAGUGAUGAUGGUUCAAGGAGCCAAGAUUGGAUAUUUCCAGGGAGAUAUUCGUCUUCUGAUGGAUGACCUCUGUACACUAAAACCUACUGUGUUUCCAGUGGUCCCUCGACUUCUUAACAGAAUGUAUGAUAAGAUCUUUGGGCAGGCCAAUUCUUCUGUGAAGCGGUGGCUGCUGGAGUUUGCAUUCAGACGGAAGGAGGCAGAGAUGUUAAAAGGCAUUGUGAGGAGAGAUAGCAUAUGGGAUAGAUUUAUCUUCAGAAAGGUUCAGGCUAGUCUUGGAGGUCACGUACGUCUCAUGAUAACUGGGGCUGCUCCCAUUUCACCUACUGUUCUAACUUUCCUCCGAGCUGCUUUAGGAUGCCAGUUCUAUGAAGGCUAUGGACAGACAGAGUGUACAGCUGGCUGCACCAUGACCAUGCCAGGCGACUGGAGUGCAGGUCAUGUUGGUGCUCCCCUGCCUUGUAACUCUAUCAAGUUGGUUGAUGUGGCUGAAAUGAACUACCUGGCAGUAAACGGCGAAGGAGAGGUGUGUGUGAAAGGUCCCAACGUGUUCCACGGUUACCUGAAAGAUCCGGAGAAGACUGCAGAAACUAUUGAUGCGGAUGGAUGGGUUCACACUGGAGACAUUGGCAAAUGGCUUCCUAAUGGCACUCUAAAGAUUGUGGAUAGGAAGAAGCAUAUCUUCAAACUGGCACAGGGAGAAUACAUAGCCCCUGAGAAGAUAGAGAAUAUCUAUGUGCGGAGUGAUGCAGUGGCACAGGUUUUUGUGCAUGGAGACAGUCUACAGGCUUUUCUGGUAGCAGUGGUGGUUCCAGACCAGGACUUCCUGUGCGGUUGGACAAAGAGGACCAUGGGAGUGGAGGGCAGCUACAACGAACUUUGCAGUAGAGUGGAUGUUAAGGCAGCCAUAUUGGAGGACAUGGUACGACUCGGAAAGGAAGCAGGCCUCAAGUCCUUUGAACAGGUGAAGGCCAUAUAUGUCCACACUGAGUUAUUUUCAAUCGACAAUGGGCUGCUCACACCAACACUGAAAGCCAAAAGGAAUGAACUGAGACAAUACUUUAAAUCCCAGGUAGAUGAGCUAUACACCAGCAUCAAGAUGUAAUGGAAGAAACGGUGUGGUUAAAAAGCAGGGAAUGGAAGACACGCCAAAUAAUGGAAAGUGCCAUUUCACUCCAAAGAAAUUUUUCACUUCAUACCUCAUAAUGUGGGCAUUAAUGUAGUUAUUAAUGAAAGACGUGCCUUUUUUACACAAUAUAAACUAUAUCUUAAUCUUAUGUCUGUGACAUGCUUUUGUCAAAUGACCAAAGUAUAAUGAAAUGUAGUAGACUAUGACAUCCACUUUUAACAUCCUGGAUGAAAUUUCAACAUUCAUGUAAGCUGCCAGAUAGCAAAAUACUGAACUGGGGAUUGUCACCAUGCUGCUGAAGUACUGUAUAUCUGCUAAUUAGUGUGGUAGAUGCACCAGAGUGCCAAACAAUGCAUCCAACAAUGGACUGGAAUCAUAUGAUGAUACGUAGUGAUUUGAGAAGAAGAAGAAAACUACGCUGACGUGGGUGGGAAAUCUCUUGGUGGGUUAUCGCAAGUUACUGAGUAAACUUGCGAUAUUGUCCACCUUACAAAUUUUAGAAAAAAUUGGUAACUCUCAAAAUAUUUAUUUCCAUGCUUAAUUUUAGACCUAAUGUAUAGCCAGGCACUCCAAACAGCAAAAUACAGUACUGUAUUUGCGUACAACUUAUCAAAAAAUACUGCACAUUCUUUGCAAUAUGUCCCCUUUAAAUGCCAAUGAAGGAGUGUUUAUUUUGUGGAUUUAACACAUGCACAUGUUUUACUUUAAAAUUUUAUUCAUUUGCACUACUAAACAAGUUGAAUGAAAAAGCACAUUCCAUUCCAGGAGAUAAUGUUUUUGUGACCAUUAUUUUGUUUAUGACUAAGCUUGAUUCAGGAUACUAACAAACACAAUCUAACAGAAAAAAUAAGCAAUGAAUGAUAACAAUUCUCAGGAACAUCAAGAAAGGAAAUCACAGUACAAGGGUAAAAUAUCUUAAUAUAUUUUUGGGUAUAAGUAAUGUGAAAUAAAUGGCAUUUGAUUGUUUUCAAAUUGAAUAAUAAAACUAUUGAAGUGUGUGUUAAUCAACAUUUGUUGUUUUUUAUAUGAUUGUUUUUACUGUAUUUACAUGUAUUGACAUUGUGAAUUUC